AUGGGAUGGUUUUAUACACGGACGGGCAAAUAUACGGUUAAAUCGGGUUAUGCUUUGGAACAAAAAGCUUGGGAGGAUGGUAACCCUCCUGUGUUUGGCCCGGACACAAGGAGUCUUCAGGCACACGUAUGGAAGGUGAAAUGUACUCAAAAAUUACAACAUUUUCUUUGGCAAUCCCUAACGGGUUGUAUAGCAGUUGGAGAUAGACUGAAAAGUCGGGGCAUUCGAAUUGAUCCCCAAUGUAUGCGCUGUGGAAUGGCGCCAGAAACAGUGAAUCACAGUCUGUUUGAAUGUCCUCCUGCACUACAGGUUUGGGCGUUAUCGCUAAUUCCAACGGCUCCUUCCCAGUUUCCAACAGGAAGCAUUUUUACAAAUAUGGCGCAUCUUUUUUGGGAGCUGCCGAAUGAUGAUAGGAUGGGAUUUUAUCCUUGGUUAGUAUGGUACAUCUGGAAAUCCCGCAAUGAUAAGGUGUUAAGCAAUGUGGAUUGGGAUCCUUAUGAUAUAAUUGCAAAAGCGACAGGGAAGGCAUUGUCCUGGACAAAGGCCCAAGAAAAACAAGAGACGGGAUAUCCAAGUUUAGACCCCUGUGUGAAUAUCAUUUUGUCCAGUGACCGUUGUCAGGUGGACGGGGCAUGGAAGGAAACAGAUUGUAGGGCUGGACUGGGCUGGUUUUAUUUUAAUACGGACACGCAGUGUAAACUUAUGGGUACGCGUAAUUUGCGACGGGGGAUAUCAGCACUUCAGACCGAAUUAGAAGCACUUAUUUGGGCUAUGCAGUGUAUGAUACGGCACAACAAACUAAUGAUAAUAUUUGAGACGGACUGUUCUGAUUUGGUGAAGAUGGUAUCUACACCAGAGGAGUGGCCGGCUUUUGCCAUUCUACUUGAAGAGAUCGACAGAUGCAAGACGAGGUUCACUUCAUUUUCCAUCAUCCAUAUACCUAGGGCAAACAACAUGAAGGCAGACAAGUUAGCACGUAGUGCUCGAGCUCUACCUACUGAUGUGUAUUAUGUAAACUCUGUUUCACCAAUUUGGAUCCCCGAGUUGCUUUAG
Messenger RNA from Microthlaspi erraticum, 1053 nucleotides. The record is from the annotation of a GenBank genome assembly. NCBI's taxonomy places the organism in Eukaryota, Viridiplantae, Streptophyta, Magnoliopsida, Brassicales, Brassicaceae.